GGCCAUGUGAGAGCAUUUGGAGAGGGAGAGCGGACUCCCCCCACUCUCAGCCGUACCAGGACAUUUGGGGGCAAACCAACUAUGCACUCUUCAGAUAACCUCACAGUGACUAUCCCCCAGGUGAUUACUAUUCAGUCUAUUAUUAUUAUAUUUGUGUGUUUGUCGCUUUUCUUCAUAUUAGAUUGUUAUUUAUGAAGGAUGUCUUAAAAUUAGAAUACACAUCUUAAAUAUAAGCAUUACUAUGUUCUUUCCCUUUUUUCUUUUCUCUGUUUUGUAUCUAACGUAAAAAUUAAAAAAACAUGUUAUUUCAAUGAAAUGAAUACCAUUUAUUAUGUAUAUAUCCUGAAUCUAGAAUUCCAAUGAAGAUUGAAUUACUUUCCAUUGAAAUUUCAAUGAUAAUCAUUAUACUUAAUUUAUAUAAAAUAAAUUAUAGAAAGCGAAAACCUGGUAUAGAAUUGAGAACAGUUUUUCGAUUUUUAUAUUUUAAUAAUAAUGAUAAUCUGCAUUUUUAUUUGAUAUUAUAUGUAUGUUUCGAAUAGGUCAAGAUGAAUUUGGUUGGGCAAUGUACUUGAAUUCUAAACGUUCAUGGUUUCUUCAUCGAGGUGAACAUAGAGAUCGUACAGAUGGAGGUAUUAAAAUAAUACAACAAGAAAUAAAUGAUAAAAAUAGUACACAGAAUACAUCCUUAAUAACAACUAUAAUUGGUGUACGAUUUGAUUGUGAACGAGGUCAUUUAGCUUUUUAUUUAAAUGGUGAACCACAUGGUCCUAUAGCUUUUACAAAUUUAAAUAUAAAACAAGGUGAUAAAUCAAAUCAAGAUGGAGACAAUACAAAAAAAUUAAAUAUAUUCUAUCCUGCAAUCAGUUUAAGUCAUUAUACACGUGUUCGAUUAGUAUCCGGUCUAGAGGUACCAAGUGAAAGUGAAGAUUCAAGUGAUUCUUCCGAAGCAGAAUAUGAUUUAUCCUUAUCAACUCCUCAGUUCCAUUUCAACUCUACAGGUUCCAAGCAUUAUCCCAUUGACCAUAAUGAUAACAAUAAUAAUAGUACUAAUAAUGAAUCUGAAAAUAAGAACAUUGUGAUUCAUCCGUUACCUACCUGUUUAGUUCGUUCAACAACUGCGCCAUGUAUUAGAAAACCUUCAAGUCCUGAUACAUUACUGAGACUACCCAAGAAAUCAACUGUAUUACCGAAACUCAUUACAUUCAGUCGCAGUUAGCAUGAAUAGACAGUAUGUUCCAAACAAGUUCCUUUUCUUCAAGAAGAUAUCCGAGAUCAAUUAUUUAUAUUUCAAAAAGGAUUUUCAGCAUAUUUAACAUACAUUUACUUGUUCAUAUA
Messenger RNA from Schistosoma rodhaini, 1335 nucleotides. The record is from the annotation of a GenBank genome assembly. NCBI's taxonomy places the organism in Eukaryota, Metazoa, Platyhelminthes, Trematoda, Strigeidida, Schistosomatidae.